AAUCAACGAAAGAUGCAUAUUAUGCAAAAGAAAUUGAUCUUUGGGAACAAAUCCUCAGAAAUCCUUAUCAUACUUCAGAAGACGAGCAAAAUGCUUUGAUAUUUAUUUUAAAAAAAUUUAGAUAA
Messenger RNA from Scutellospora calospora, 125 nucleotides. The record is from the annotation of a GenBank genome assembly. Lineage: Eukaryota; Fungi; Glomeromycota; Glomeromycetes; Diversisporales; Gigasporaceae.